Sycon ciliatum is the source of this 3593-nucleotide messenger RNA. RefSeq lists its product as uncharacterized. The transcript has 4 exons. NCBI's taxonomy places the organism in Eukaryota, Metazoa, Porifera, Calcarea, Leucosolenida, Sycettidae. The coding region runs from base 117 to 3029 and encodes 970 amino acids. The record is from RefSeq and is a predicted model, not a curated record.
UAGGAAACACAAGGAAAGUUUGUUUGAAAGUGUUCGUAACAUAUCGUACAUAUGCUAGUAUAUCGGGGACUGUUGGUCGCAGAUCGGAAGGGAAUGUAUCGCUGAACGCCUUUACGAUGAGCUGCAUGAGCUCCGUUGCAUUUCUCUUGUCAGCUCGCAGUGGAGCCCUGAGACCACUGUUGGGCCAGCUCCAACAUGGAUCGGCGGUGGGCGCAGUGCGUUUCCGUCGGCAACGUGUGCUCUUUCCUAAACUAGCACGCCAGGACCAGCCAGAGCAUCAGCAACAGCAUCAGGAACCAGAACACCACCAACAUCAUCAGGAACCAGAGCAUCACCAACAGCAUCAGGAACCAGAACACCUGCUGCAGCAGCAGCAGGAGCCACAGCACCAAGAACAACAGCAGCUGGAGCAACCGUGGCAAGAGCAGCAUCAGCAAGAGCAGCAGUACGAGCCAGAGCCUGUGAGAUAUCAGAUUGGCAGCUCGGCGACGGCUAGCAGCGCCGAAGUUGCAGCUGUGCGGGAAAAGCGCGAUGCAUUCAAAACCGCGCUUGAGACAACGUCGGACUGGAAAGGCGUGUGGGCACUGUACUCGCGCUUGAGUCGCUCGGGCAUCCGGAAACACCAGCGCACAUUGGACUUGUGCCAUAGCAAGCUCCUGCGCCGGCUGGACUCGUCAUUACGAGCUGAUGAUGUUAAGUCUGGUGAUAUGGUUAGUGUAUUAUCCAGUAAAGAGUUCCUCAAGCUCGACCGCUCCGUAGAUAUGGAAAUAAUUGUGUACGAAGCAAUGGCGGAUCGAGUUAACCGGGCCGACGUAGCCGAUAUCUGCUACACGUUGCGCAAACUAGGUCCACUUGUGAACAGCGCCAAUCAGGCGGUGCACACGAGUGCUCACCAGUGCAUGCUGGUCUAUCUUCAGAAGCUGAACACCGUCCGGCACCUUGCCUCGCCGAAUGACGUCGUGUCCGCGGCGUACGGCUGCUAUAAAGGCAAUGUUCAGUUUGGUGCCAUAAUGACAUACACAAACAUGGCGUGCCUAUCCCAUAUGAGCCAGCUCGACGUUCGCGCAAUGCAGUGGCUGUGCACUAUGGCGGUUGAUGGCUUUGAGCAGUGGUCCAGCUGGAAGAAAGACUCGGCGGGUGGCAAGGAGUUGAUCCGUGCCCUGCUGCAGGAGUUACAGUCUCGCGGCGAUUCUGUCCCGGUCAGCCCGCUUGUGAACAUGCUCGCCAAGAUGAUGUCUAUUGAGGAAACAUUUGACGAAGAUAUCUUGAAGAAGUUUGACACGAUGCUGAGUGUUCGUGGCCUGGAUGUUGGUGUACGAACGAUCUAUAAUUUAGCAAUACUCUUCUCGCGAUCCAAUUAUGUUGGCUUCAAGUUUGACUUUGUGCAACGCCUGAGUAGCCUGCACAGUCAGCUGCAGCCACCUAUGUUUCACAGCAUCAUCGCCUUCCUGUACCGUUCUAAGAGAAUUUCAGACCGAGCUCUGUGUGAUGCCCUGGUGCACAUCACGUACUCGCUGUCGCAAUACUCCGUCGAUGACAUGGGCUCUCUCGGCCAGCUGCUCUCUACGCCUGUGCUGUGUGAACGGCCCGAAGUUGCCGCACUUGCCAUUGAGCUGGCCGCAGAGGUAGAGCGCAGGCCGCUCCUGACUGGCACGGGGUGUGUGCCUUUGCUUGCAUUCCUGACUCGGUACAGCCACCUGGAGCCACGCAAGCUCGUCAAGCUUGCCAGGGAAGCAUGCGAUGCAGCGCCAGAAGCAUCCCUUGCUGAAUGCAGCCAGCUGCUUUACACGCUAGCCAAUGCGCAUACAGCCUACCGUGCCGAGGCGAAGCAGUCUGGCGACAAGAAGAAGAAGACUACUGCCAAGGAGGAGCUGAAACAUGCUGUGGAUCCUCGCCGCCGGCUGAAACGCAUGGUGACGCAGAUGCUGCCCAAGACGUCCUUCAACGCUGCUCUCAUGAACGACAUUCAUGCUCACCGUCUUGCCAUGGGCUCCGCCACGCUAGGUAUCUACUGGACCAGCAUGCUGGAUGCCGUUGGUAAGUUUGUCAUAAUGAAUUGGUUGGACCUGCUGACGAACAAUCCACAUCGUACAAUAGAAACCCUGACCGCAUUGUCCGAGUUGAACUACGGCGUACCUCGACUCUACCAGCAGGUCAGUAAGCAUCUUACCAAUACUUGCACACCGCUGCAGGGGAAUCGGUCCAGCGUUUCGGCGACGCGUGAAGUCGAGUACCCGGAGCUCUACUACAAGAUCCAGCCGACGAGCCAGUGGAUGAUCGACGUUGUGUGGGCGUGUGCGGUGCAAGGUGUGAUACCGCAGCCGGCUGUCCAGGCGUUGUGCCAGAUAACACCAGAACAGGUCCGAAAUCUUCCCCAAAAGAGAGUUAUGUACCUAUUUCAGCUGUACGCUUUGGCCAAGCAAAAACAAGUGGAGGAUGGAACGGUUACGUUUGAUAUGCCGCGCAAGACUUUGGACGCGGUGCAGUCGUGCACCGCUCAUACUUCGCUCAGCUCCGCGGAGAAGCAGUUUUCCAAGGAGAUGGGCGAGCACCUUGGCAUGCACGGUGUGAGAAUGGCUCGGACUGGCGACGGCUGCUCUGCGGCGAAUGCCAUGCUGCUUCGCGACGGACGCAUGGUCAAGUGGAUUCCCACGCUGGAGCAGAAGCUCAAGAUAUCGGCGAAAGAGCUGAACCGCGUUGGCUUCACGCCGGUGGCGGUUCUCGUGGACACGCCCGCCGACCGUGUGUUCAGAUCCAAGCGUCGUCUUGCAGUGUCCACCAUGCAAGUUCGCGCUCUAUGCGCGCUUGGCUGGAAGGUCAUACAGGUUCCACAUGAUGAGUGGGCGGAUUGCAAUGACAAAACCGAACGCAGUCGCCUCCUUGACUCAUUGCCGGUCCAGGAUGGCUCUGAAGCGUUGGAAACCAGCCGCGGCAUUCAGUACGACCUGAAGGGGGAGAUUAUCCCAGAUAUCGUUGAGGACCAGGAUGAUGAGGACUAUGAGCUGGACGAUGAAGGCGAUAAGCAGUAGUGGACCUGCCACGUCUCGGUGCAUGUCCAUACACACGUUUCUACGAAUGUGUGUGUGUGUGUGUCCGCGCGUGUGUGUGGGGGGGGGGGCAUGCAUGCUGGUUUGCCUUGUAGUUUGUAAGGCGUGUAGCCGUCAGUUGAAGUGCAGGUCGCUCUAACUCAUAGCUAGAUUGUAUGUAUCAGUGGCACACCGGCUUGUUCAUUGUGUUCAACUUGAGACUUUGCUGUCCCGCGUUUAUUUAUAUCCUUCACCUGGUACCGAAAUUAACCAUUUUUUUUUCAUUUUUAGAUCUCUGGGUGUUGUUGUUGUUUGUUUGUUAUUUCUUAGUUGCCUGUGCUGUUCUUAUCUGUAGUUACCCCUGUACUCUUGAGCAUAUGCAGCUGGAUCUGGUUCGCUUGAAUUUCAAGAAAUUGCGUACAAUUUAGUGACGCAACAUUUGUUGCUGGUUACUAUUUGCAAGCAUAAUAUUUUCUUGAUUUAAGACCUUCCUUCACACUGUCUUUGAAAGAAGACUGGCUCUGGAGCAUGCAUGAUGCCUGGAGUUUGCAAUGAGUUUAGAAACGA